Molecule: messenger RNA, 3105 nt
Organism: Oikopleura dioica
Lineage: Eukaryota; Metazoa; Chordata; Appendicularia; Copelata; Oikopleuridae
Source: the annotation of a GenBank genome assembly
AUGGCCCUCGAAUGGACUCACUCCAUCAACUUGGACAUACCAAACAUAAGAAAGUAUUUUUGGUACGAAAUAGUCUUCAAAUCACCGUGUGAAGAACAGUUAACCUACGAAGAAGUAGAAAGAGCGUAUCGCAACUUUCUAUUCGCGAGUAAGUCCGCGAGAAUCACUCCGAAGACUCCGAUCUUGCUGUUAAAAGAUAACGGUGGAGAAGAAGUUCUGCAAACCAAAGAAGGCUUCCAUAUCAGAGGAGGCUAUGAUGAUUUCUUAGAGGAUGCCGGUGAUGGGAACUUCUGCUGUCAAAUUAUCUCCCUCUUUAAAGUCAAGCCUUUUCCGGAAGAACAUGGAGACGCAUGGAAUCUGAAGCUUAUAGAUACAUGUAAACUGACGGAUGAUAGAAACGUCGGUGGUGCCACUUUUUCCCAGCUCAUGGCGCAGAUGAUCUUCUCCGACUUUGACCCUGAGUUAGCAUUUGCGCCGAUAGAUGCUACUGAGAAAGAUGAUGAUCAUGAUAGAGACGGGGAUGAAAACGAAAUUCCAGUGAGGGAGAGAACGUAUAGAUAUGACAGUUAUCGGCUCAGUCACUUCUUCGAAGACGAAGCAACGGGAAAAGUGCACUUAGCAGUCAUCGUUCAAAACAUUGUAGAGGACUACACGCUUUUGGAAUACAUGGCCAUUAUAAGAGAGGCCUUUGACAACGAUGACAAUAACCGUCAAGAGUCACUUGAUCAAGCUAUAGAUGAAGCCAUUCAAUUCCAGGUUGUCUACAAUGAGGAACUCGACGUGUUCGCGUCUAUCGAUGGCAUCCGCAAAGACGCUCGCCCAAACUCAUGCAUGACAGUUACCGCCAACCCUGGUGGAAAAAGAACGUACAAUAAACGGCUGACGAUCAAGAGCAUGUACGAAAAGCAAGGGUUGAACAUCACUAUCGCCGAACAGCCUAUUUGCUUUCAAAACAAGCACGAAAAGGAUGGAUACUUGACUGUCGCUUUCGAUUCCGGUCCAGACAUGACAGGGGUUGACUGGCUUGAGAAAAGAAUUAUCGUUCCAGAGUUGUGGACAAUGACUGGAACUGUCGAUCCACAGAAACAGCAGUACCUAGCUGUCGCAAAUACUGAUCGAUAUCGAAUGGAAAAUUCUAUUCUUGCUCAUGCACAGAAAGCGAUUCGAUUUAUGUUUCAAAAAGCUGGUUCCAUGCAUUUAAUGUUUCCACUUUGGUUCACAUCCGCUGGCAACACACUCAAAUGCGAUCCUGAUUUGAUUCCGAGAGGCAGAGUUAACCUCAAGCUCAAGAAAGUAGCGAUUAAGAACUGGACAAUUAUGUGCUGCUCUGAGCUAGAAGCUGUAGGAGCUGUUAAGUCGCAGAUGAUGCAAAUUUGCAACGAUAAUGGAAUCAAAAUGAAAGCUCCUAGCGAGAUAAUGAUCGAAAACGAGGAAAAACAUGAUCCAAAAUCAUGGGUAGCAAAGUUACCCAAUACAUGGGAGCAGAACAAGAGCUCGUUGCUGUGGCUCAUCUUGCCACUUUUCCGGGAGGAUCUUUACAGAGAGAUCAAGAAGAGGUGCAUCAAUAUUCACUUGCCCGUCUUUGUCCAAACUGAAUCAAGAUUCCCUCAAAGCGACAGGGAUCGCUGGAUAGAAAAGUACUCGAAAAAUCGAGUGAAUGAUAUCAUCACAAAACUUGGAGCGCCAAAACAAACUCGUAAUUGGACUUUAACAGGCUAUCCGAAGAAUAAAACCUUGUUGAUUAUUGCAAUUCAUGAAUCGAAUGGCUACUUCAGUUUUGUUUACAAUCAUCAAGAGCGAAAGCAAAAUCAGUACAAUACAUGCAACAUCCUCAAAGCCGGGCACCCAGUCGUUAAACUCACAAAUGAAUACAUGGAUGACGGUCAAAGAACCUUCAUGGAAGAUAUCGCCGACAGUAUCAACACAAUCUUAACCAAACUCAAGUAUGAACCGGAUGAGAUUUUACUUCUUGCUGGUGGUCAGUUCGACGUUCACAUUUUCAAUCAAAUGCUCGAAGACGCAAAUAAAGCAAAAUGGUCAAAUGAAAAGGGAAUGAUCAAUCAAAGAGAUCAUGGUCAUCUGAUGAAGUACUUGGAUGGUGCAAAUUUGAGAGUCACAAUGGCUAAAAUAGAGGGAAUUGACCGACGAUUGGACCGAAGAAAAGAGAUCAGUGGCAACCAUAUCCAUAUAGCUCCUAUGAAAGAGUUUGCCACAAGAGGCGCGGCUACACGAAUUUCUAACCUAGUUUAUUUUGAAUACAAGCACAUUCGCGCAAACAUGACUUUCAACAACACGCAAAUCGCGCAUCAAGAGUAUAUUCCACGAAAGAAUGAAGAUGAAGCUAAACCACCUGGUAUUUUUGACGGAAUCUUGGUAUUUUUGACCUGGAUUCUGAUCAUAAUCUUCCCGUGUUUCUGGUGUCAGGCGGUUCAAACGAUCCAGGACUACGAGAGAGCUGUCAUUUACCAGCUUGGCCGACUUCAAGCUGGUUCCAGCGAGAAAAGGGGUAUGUUCUGCCUCAAUUUCUUUGUCAACCACAUUGAGAAGGUUGAUAUCCGUACUCAAGUCUUCGAUAUCCCCCGCCAAGAAGUUUUAUCCAAGGACGCAGUCACUAUCCGAGUCGAUGCAGUUGCGCAGUAUAAAAUUGUCAAACCUCUUGCAGCCAUCGAUUCUGUCAUGAAUUACAAUCACACAACCCGUCUUCUUGCGCAAACUCAUUUGCGAAAUAUCCUUGGCCAAAAGAGCUUGCAGGAGAUUUUGAAUCAGCGAGAAGAAAUCUCCCGGGUUUUGCAAAGAAGCCUCGAUGAGGCCACCGACGACUGGGGAAUCAAAGUAGAGAGCGUCGAAGUGAAAGACAUUAUUCUUCCACCUGCGAUGCAACGCGCCAUGGCCGCAGAAGCUGAAGCUUCUCGAGAAGCAAAGGCCAAACUGACCCAGGCUGUUGGCGAACGGGAAGCAGCCAAAAACAUUGCUGAUGCUGCGCGAAUGAUGGCUUCUAAUCCCAAGGCCCUCCAACUUCGAUACCUCCAAACUCUCAAUACAGUCGCUGCUCAGAAAAACUCCACGAUUGUUUUCCCACUUCCGACUGAACUCCUCUCCAAAUAA